UGUAAUUUUAAACAGGCUGGUACUUGUAUGCCACGAUGGUUCGUCCUGUGAUGUAUAUGCGAGGAGAAACGGAGAAAAAAAUUAAGAGUUUUAUCGCAGCACAUAAGUGGGGUGUACGUGCGGCUAAUAUAAGUGCUGAAUUUGAGCUCCUGGAAGGAGCACCUCUGGAUCUUCCUCGGGGUGUUGGUUCCAUUCGUGAAUUUAUUGAGAGUAUCAAAGAGGUGAAAACAAAGUGGCAUAAUGGAGUCAUGUACUAUUACGUCCAGGACGAUCCAAAAAUAUCACACCUAACAGAAAUGAUAUCCAAACAGAAGUCAUCAUCUCGAAAGAGCGCAAAAGAUUGGCGCGCAAUAGCAAGAGAGAUUGGAAAUGAAAAUCGACGAGAAAAAAGACAGAAAUUCUACGAGCAAAAUAGAGAAUUGAAUUCAUCGAAUGAGUCAAGCAAGAAGUCAUCGGGUGCCUCGUCGAAGGAUUCUCGUGGACGUGUUAUUAAACCCAUCACUAAUCCACCACCAGCGAAUCGUCGAGUGGUGCACACUCCCCUAGUCUCCAACGGUCAGCUCAUCGGUGAUGAUUUUUUCCUUCAACUUGCCAUUCGAGAGUUGAAGGAGCCAAUCUGGAGGGAAUGGAGAAAUGGUCCUUUGCACGCUGGACUCUGCGUUAGUGGGCAGACUGUCCGAGAUUGCAUUAAAGCACUACGGGAGGUAAACAUUAUGUCCAACAAGUUGGUUAUCAUGCUUGGGGCAGAGGACAUAUAUCAGGGAAGAGAGGCUGCAUUUAUCCAGGAGGAUUAUGAGGAACUUCUAGAACUCCUCAGCAAUAAGUUCGCAUAUUCGGUGGGAGGCAUUACCCUGUGCACUAUUCCUCCUCUCGGUAAUAUCAGCUGGUUGAAUCAACCUACUCAAUUUACCGCCCUCAGGGCUAUCAACUACUUCAUCGUCAACCACGCCUUGGUCAACGGUUAUCAGCUUGCUGAUUUUUUCAGUCAUUUUUCCAAUGUACGAGGAACACCGAAAUACGAUCUCUUCCAAGUGGAACCUAGAAGAGUAUCGGGAACAUCAUACUCGUACCUCCUCUUCAGCGAGCAAGGUCGCAGGUUGGCCAUGACUUUAUUAAGGCAUACAAUCGACUGCAGCCUUCACGACGACGUCUGAUUAAAUUUUUUAUUGCCGUUUUUGGGUUUUCAUUUCGAUUAAAAAUCGGAAUUUUUCGGUGGAAAUUACGAAAAUCAGUUUUUUUUGUCAAAUUUGCUAAAUAAUAUAGUUCGAUACCAUUGAGACGGAAUUUUGACAGGUGUGGAGUUGCCAAACACACGGGGAAAAAUUUCCGGUUCAUUACAUGUGUCAAAGUAAUAUUUAUUGAAUGGAAUGCAGCAGCAUCGUUGAAAAAUUUACUAUUGAACAAAAAUUCUUAAAUUUUGUGAAAAAAACGAGAUACUUAACAUAAAACCGAAACGACGAUUGAUAUUAUUCAGUAUAUGUUUAUAAGUAUAUGUUUAAAAAAAAUGUACUGUACGUUGGAGACGAUUAUGAAUAUUUCCGGUGCCUAAUCUGCGGCAAUGACGCAAAUUGAAUUUUGUACAUUUAUGAAUGCAUGUAGAUCGUAUUAUUUGUAUAUUUAUUUAGCCUUCGAAUUAUCGUAAACACUGUAAAUAUUAGAAAACUGAGGAACACGUGAGAAAUUAACAAAUUAUAAUUUAUUGAUAAAUAUCGA
Messenger RNA from Fopius arisanus, 1713 nucleotides. It is a transcript of the gene osk, whose product is annotated as oskar. The coding region runs from base 36 to 1154 and encodes 372 amino acids. NCBI's taxonomy places the organism in Eukaryota, Metazoa, Arthropoda, Insecta, Hymenoptera, Braconidae. The record is from RefSeq and is a predicted model, not a curated record. The transcript is spliced from 4 exons.